Molecule: messenger RNA, 1076 nt
Organism: Drosophila arizonae
Lineage: Eukaryota; Metazoa; Arthropoda; Insecta; Diptera; Drosophilidae
Molecular function (GO): protein binding
Source: RefSeq, a predicted model, not a curated record
AGGACGACGACUACAAUGAGCACUAGGACAAUGACAGAGGCGAAUUCGAAGUCGACGACUUUGAGGACUACUCCUACUCCAAGCACAACAACCGAGUACAACUUUCUGCCAUCAAUCUCAACAGCCUCAACUAUUAGUCCCAGCGAGCUCGUGCCCAUGAAGUGUUCGGCUAGCACGAAUAAUGUCAAAUGGCCGCAAAUAGACUUCAUUCCCACAUACUUUGGCGGAGUCACUGUGAAAAUUACCGUGGAGCAGAGCGACAGUCAGAGCUCUGUUGGCGCCUUUUGGUUCUCGAAGACAACGAAGGAAUACUACAUGAUGGAGUUGCUGCCCGAUGAGUUCGGUCUCGGCUGCUAUUUCACCAUUCCACUGCAAACGAUUGUCACAAACCUCGCACCAAAUGCGGCGUACACCUUCUGCCUGGUCGUGGAUGGCCACAACACCGUCUCGCCUUUCAGCUGCAAAUCCGUUAAGGUUGGAAGCAAUCUGAAUACAUACUAUAAUUCCUGGUCGCCGAAAAGGAUGCUGGCCAAGGGUAUUUCUUUAAUGGUGCUCGGCGUCGUUGUUUUCAUGUUAAUUGGCAUUAUGUCCAUGUAUUUGGUAUUGAAGAAGAAACCAGGUUGGGUAAAGGGCAGCAAACGCAUCGUCAAGCCCAAGCAUGACUCGGACGAAAUAAUCGUCUUACCCCGCUCAAAAGCAGCUCAGAAAUUCCAUUAUAAGGAAAAGUCUAUGGCACAAUGCAGCCAACAUAGGCUCUGCUCAUUUUUACCGCGGCGCAACUCAAUGGAGAGCGUCGCCAGCAGCGACAGCUAUAUAAAUCAAAAUGUUUACGAAGUUAUUCCGACAUAUAUAACAUUUGAUAAAAUACCGCAAGUCGAUGCACCCGCCCAGCCCCCACCACAAGUAUUCAACAAUUACGAGAGUCGCUCAGCCCUGCUUCAUAGAGAGAGUGUGAGAUAUGCGCAGAUUUCGCCGCGAACGAAGCGCAUUUCCAGUGAUCCAUUGCCCUCGCUUCCCAUUGAAUUAUGAUGGGCCCGAAAGCUCUUGUGACAAUAUCUAUAUGCUAGACAAGUAUA